AUGCUUUUCAAAAAGAAAAGUAAAAACUUCAAUGAAUCUGCCCCAACUACUCAAACUAUGAAAAAAUCAAGAAGUGCAAGAAACUUAAUCAAUAAAUUAACUAACAAUAAUUCAACUUCUCCUUCAUCAACGACAUUAAAAAUUUCAACUCCCAUAACUCCACCAAUUUCAAAUCAUUGGCCAUCACCCAUUCCUACAUCAUCAAGUACAAAUAAUAAUUUAAUCAAUUUAACACCGAUCAUUAAUUAUCCAACUCGACAAAAAGAAAGCAACGAAACCGAAAAAUUACAAACAACUACCCCAUUACAUCAAUUAACUUUAUUAGAACAAAAUCCACAAUAUAAAUUAUCACCAUCAACGGUAGCUGAAUUUGAAAAUGAAUCAUUAAUAGAAGUAUAUUCACCAAGAAAAGAAAUUAAUAUAAACGAACAAAAAAGAUUAGAAUCAGCUUGUGCUCAAUUAGAUGCAGUAAAUUUAAUAGAAGAAGUAGAUGUAACCAUUGAAAAAGUAGAACCACGCAAUAUCUCAUCAGAGGAAUUAAACAAGGAAAAAUUUUUAAGUGGGAAUUUCUCAACUUCAACAUCACAACAAAAUUCUCCAAAUAAAGAAUCAGAUAAUUCAAAAUUUUCAUUAACUGAGACAAAUAUUCAAAUAUAUAAAAGAUCACAUAAUAAAAAGAACAAUAAUAUAGCAUCAUCAAAAAGUAGUUUACAUUUAAUCAAUAACAAACAAUUUGAAUCACCUACCAAGACUCAGAAAUCAUCACAUUUAUCAACAUCAUCAUCUAUUAAAGCUGGACUUAUAGAUACUAAUAAAGAUUAUGAUCAAAUUUCAAAAUUAUAUGAAUUAGAAAUUUUGUUAUUAAAAGAAAAACAUCAUUAUGAAAUAAAACAAUUACGAAGAGAAAUUAAACAAUUGAAAAAAAAUCAAAAAUCUACCACUGCAACAGAUAAGAUUUUAUUACCACCAUUUAAUCCCAACUUACAUAAUAAAGAAGAUGAAGGUAAUGAUUCUGAAUCACUAAAUUCUGUUGACGAUUCAAUAAUGAGUUUAUAUCAUGAUAGAAAAAUUUCUGAGUCUUCAACUAUUGCAUCGGCUACUCCAAAUACCAAAUAA
Molecule: messenger RNA, 1116 nt
Organism: Lodderomyces jiufengensis
Lineage: Eukaryota; Fungi; Ascomycota; Pichiomycetes; Serinales; Debaryomycetaceae
Exons: 1
Coding region: 1-1116 (371 amino acids)
Source: RefSeq, a predicted model, not a curated record